Cucurbitaria berberidis CBS 394.84 is the source of this 1041-nucleotide messenger RNA. RefSeq names its product kinase domain-containing protein. The record is from RefSeq and is a predicted model, not a curated record. The coding region runs from base 1 to 1041 and encodes 346 amino acids. Lineage: Eukaryota; Fungi; Ascomycota; Dothideomycetes; Pleosporales; Cucurbitariaceae. Gene Ontology annotation, biological process: mitotic DNA damage checkpoint signaling; protein phosphorylation. Gene Ontology annotation, cellular component: cytoplasm; nucleus. Gene Ontology annotation, molecular function: protein serine/threonine kinase activity; ATP binding. The transcript is spliced from 3 exons.
AUGUUUCGAACCGCUGUGAGAUUGGCGGCUUCUUCGGCAAACUAUACUGGAGCUACCGGGCGCAGCUAUGCCUUUAAACAACUCAUCCAAGAGCGGCCAUAUAUCGGGCGCGUUUGGCUUGCCAGGUCUGCCUGUCCCUCGCUAUCUUUUGUGCUGAUCAUUUGGCUAAGGAUCCGCAGAUCCGACGAAGAGAACUUCAUCUUGAAAGACAUCCCGGAAAAUAUGUUCACGGCAUUCGAAUCUGGCACUCGAGCUCAGAUCAAGGCUAGCCCAUAUCUGCGACUUCCAAUUGACAGCAUUCCUAGUCAAAGAAUAUUUGUGUAUCGGUUUUUUACCGAGGACUUCCUGACCCUUGUCAAAAAUCAAAUUCCUCUGAAAGGGCGGAAAGAAAUUCUGAAGUCAAGUUUGCAAGGUCUGGUUGACCUGCACGCCCAGGAUGUCGUUCAUUUAGACGUCAAGCCGGACAAUGUCAUGGUUGAUAUCCACGGGAGCGGCAGCGAGCUUGUCGUUGAAAAGGCUCAGUUGACGGACCUCGAAAAUGCAGCGUACUUGCCGAAAGGCCGAUGUAUCAAGGGGAUGCUGCCAGGGAACGAUAAUUGGCGGAGUCCGGAAGGACAUCUUCGUGGUGAACUCAACAAGCCCACGGACAUCUUCUCCUUUGGCGCCAUGUGCAUAUACGCUGUACUUGGUCGCGUGAUCUUUGGGCCAGAUGAAGGAAUGAGGAAAUUUACGGAUCAAGGGGCAUUAGCCUCGAUGGUUCGUCUGCAGAGACAAGUGUCGUACUUUAGCGACAGAGACGGAAUCAACGGGCUCUUGACGCAUGUUGGGGAUGACGAGCUCAGCUUGCAGCUUCUGAGCAAUGCUUACGACGGCAAAGACGAUGACGACCUUGGUUACAAGCAUUUCUCGACAUGGCCAGAGAUCAAGGACGACAGCUUUAAAGAUCUUGUCCUAUCCAUGAUGAGUUUGGAUCCUAAGAGGCGGAUCACUGCAAAGCAGGCAUUGGAACACCCGUGGUUCGAAAGUGUUCAGCUUAGAUAG